GACGAGUACCGUUUAUAAGUUGGUUUUCUUGCGCACAAGUUCCAAGUAACUUUGCGAUCACCAUAAUUGGCAUCUUCUAAAAUUCGAAUUCGAUUAUAUGUGGAGACUUUUUCAGUACACCAUCCAUCGCGCACCACUAUUGUCAAAGACAUUGCGUAGAAGGAACAUACACGUCAUGUACUAUGACCUGCAGGACUCAGAGCAGUCACACUCUCCUCCUGCCAAACGACCAAUCACCGAAGUGCAAGCAGGGAUCUCAGAGUCCUUCAAACGCGCUAGGAUUGAACAUGAGGAGCCCGAGAAGACAUUAGAUGCAACCGAACAUGAAGGUCCUUCUGACACUCCCGCCGCUGAUAGGAAACAGGGAAAGCGGGAUGCAGCGGGCUGGGCGAAAUCUAGGCGGGGAAAGGCCAAAGAUACGAAGAACAAGGGACGCAGACGUGGGACGCGUGAUCAAGAUAAGGAUGGUGAAAAAGAGGGUGAGGAACAGAGCCCUAGAGCCCCGCGCCUGCCUAAGAAACAGAGCGCAUUGCUUAUCGGGUUCUGCGGGACGGGAUGCAAUGGAAUGCAAAUACAACCCGACGUGCGGACGAUCGAAGGUGUCCUGUUCGACGCACUCGUGCGUGCGGGAGCAGUCUCAUCAGACAAUGCAGACGACCCCGUGAAGGUAAAUCUAGGGCGGGCUGCACGUACCGACGCAGGUGUCCACGCAGCUGGCAACCUGGUGUCUAUGAAAUUGAUCACCGCGAUUCCUGGGGUGAAAGACUGGGUGGCACGUGUAAACGAAGAACUCCCACAAGAGAUUCGUGUUUGGGGCUCCGUCCGCGUGCAAAAUUCAUUUAACGCUCGCAUGUCUUGCGACAGCCGCAAGUACACAUACUUCUUCCCGUCGUAUCUCCUUAUACCUCCAAAGCCUGGGUCAGGAUUUCAGCGUGCAUAUGAAAAACACGCACAGUCCAUGCAUGGCGUUGUCCCUCUAGAUGCUUCCGCUCAUUCCUUCUGGAGUGCACCUGAAUCUCAUUCUUCCACCCCUAUGGAUGACCUCCUACGCAAGCGCUCGUGGAGGAUAAGUUCAGACCAGGUAGAGCUCAUCCGUCGGGCUGCAAAUAAGUUCGAAGGGACGCAUAACUUUCAUAACUUUACCGUUGGACGCGAGUUUGGAGAUCGCAGUAAUCAGCGGCAUAUGUGGAAAAUUGAGAUAUCUGACCCUGCGGUCUAUGGAGACACUGAGUGGAUAAGUGUCCUCUUCCAUGGGCAGAGCUUUAUGUUACAUCAGCGUUUGUACUUUGGUAGCAGUGAUACGAUGACAAAUUGGUCGCAGCGCAAAAUGAUGUCCGCUCUUGUCUUGUCUUGUAGAACAAGUACACCAAGUCAAGUCAUCGACGAGCUAUACGGGCCGCGCAUGGUCAUGAUCCCAAAGAUGCCUGCUCUUGGUCUCUUGCUGGAGUACCCAAUAUUUGACUCAUAUAACAAGAAAGUUACUUCGAUCAACGAGAAGCUCGAGCCUUCUCAUCCAGAUUACCGACCUAAAAUUGAUUUCGAAAAACACAGAGAGUCUAUCGAUGCAUUUAAACAAACCUUUAUUUAUGAUAAUAUGCGGUGCAUUGAGGACCGCGACGGGGUGUUUGAUGCGUGGAUGCGCUCAAUCGACUCAUAUGGAGGUGAUGAUCUGCUGUAUUUGAACCCGAAAGGUAUCAUUCCUGCGUCUGCCGUUAUAAAGAAGGGAGAGAAGAGAGAGAAUCCAUUCAAGGAGAAGAGAAAGUUUGACUUGACGAGUUUCCCUGAUAAACAAGGUACCCCGACUAUCGAAGACGACGAGGAGACAGAGAGCAAACUCAAUAAAUCCCGCCUGGAGGACAUGGAGGGCUAAGUAGUAGCUGUGUUUCCUAUCUUAUAUUACUUGCAAGAUUAGUGCACAAUCGAUGUACAUUAUGCGAGAUGGUGGAGACAAAUUGGCGGAUGCGAU
Suillus discolor is the source of this 1966-nucleotide messenger RNA. RefSeq names its product pseudouridine synthase. The coding region runs from base 98 to 1870 and encodes 590 amino acids. The transcript has 10 exons. Gene Ontology annotation, molecular function: RNA binding; pseudouridine synthase activity. Gene Ontology annotation, cellular component: nucleus. Gene Ontology annotation, biological process: mRNA pseudouridine synthesis; tRNA pseudouridine synthesis. NCBI's taxonomy places the organism in Eukaryota, Fungi, Basidiomycota, Agaricomycetes, Boletales, Suillaceae. The record is from RefSeq and is a predicted model, not a curated record.